Molecule: messenger RNA, 1800 nt
Organism: Drosophila grimshawi
Lineage: Eukaryota; Metazoa; Arthropoda; Insecta; Diptera; Drosophilidae
Gene: qkr58E-2
Product: RNA-binding protein asd-2
Exons: 4
Coding region: 231-1418 (395 amino acids)
Biological process (GO): regulation of alternative mRNA splicing, via spliceosome
Cellular component (GO): nucleus
Molecular function (GO): mRNA binding
Source: RefSeq, a predicted model, not a curated record
CGUUUUAUCCAUUUUCUGCUAAAUAUGUACACACUUUGAUGGAAAAAGAGAGAGAAAAAAAUUAGGGCCACAAAAAGGUUGCAAACAUAUUUGAUAAAUUCAAAUAAAUACGAUUGCACGGCGACGGUGCCAACAAGAUAAAACGCGCCACGCACUGUGCCGACACCCAAAGCUGGUAACAAACGCCAACAACAAUUCAACUGCGUGCACAGUUAGCGAAAUCAGGACAAAUGGCGGAAAACGGAAUGCGUGUCGGCCCAGGGUCAACAUCGGUGGUAGCAGUAGCUGCAGCUGGCGGAUCGUGUGUGGGAGUGGCAAAUGCUGGCACCGCCAACGGCGAGCACGAGAACGAACACAAUGCGGCAGCGGAUAAUGAGAAGGCGCAGCCGGCGCGUCUCAACGAAUCGGCACAGAAAUAUAUGCAGGAACUUAUGAGCGAACGAUCCCGCAUGGAGAACCAAUAUCCACUAGCACUAAAACUUAUUGACGAAGCUUUAGAACGGGUGCAGCUAAAUGGCCGGAUACCGACGAGAGAUCAGUAUGCCGAUGUGUAUCAGCAGCGUACGAUUAAAUUGUCGCAGAAGGUGCACGUGCCGAUCAAGGAUAAGAAAUUCAACUAUGUUGGCAAAUUGCUUGGCCCCAAGGGCAACUCACUGCGCCGGCUGCAGGAGGAGACACAGUGCAAGAUUGUCAUAUUGGGUCGUUUCUCGAUGAAGGAUCGUGCCCGCGAGGAGGAGUUGCGCAAUUCAGCGGACGCCAAAUAUGCCCACCUCAAUCUACCGCUCCAUGUCGAAGUGUCGACCAUAGCGCCGCCAGCGGAGGCCUACGCACGCGUUGCCUACGCCCUGGCCGAGAUUCGGCGCUAUCUGAUACCCGAUAAGCAUGAUGAUAUACGCCAGCAGCAGUAUAAGGAGCUCAUGGAGGAUCCAGAGGCGGCCAAAAAGCUAUCACUUCGCCAGGUGCAACAACACCAGCAGCAGCAGCAGCAACAACAACAGCAGCAGCAGCAACAACAACAACAAUCAGCUGGAGGCAGUGGCGGCGGCGGCGGUGGCAAUGGCAACAAUCGCUCCUGCGGCAACUACAGACAAAAGUUUCAGCAGCAAUCGCACUAUCAUCACAACGACGAGACUGUCUAUUAUCGUUCCCACAACAAUGGCUACCACCAGCCAAAGCCCUAUGUGCCAGCUACCCAACGGGGCAAUGCAAUGCAUACCGCAUUGCCGCCGCAGACAAUUGUACGGGAAUCACCCUGCAUGCUGGUCAGUUCGGCCAGUUUUAAUGGACGCAAUGCUGCGCUUGGUAAUGCCAGUGGUGGCAUUAUGGCCAACACUAUUGUAACUGCCACCGGUGGCACUGUGCCGCCAAAUAUACGGCACUAUCGUCCCGCCGCCCCCUAUCAGUUUGUCAAGAAAUAAUACAGAAGCAAUGCGCCGCCACCGCCUGCUGCCGCUCGCUGUUUGUUCACCAUUUUGUCAACAUCCGCAUCAUCAUCAUCCACAUCAUCAAUGUCGUCAUCUCAUCCAAACGCAUGCCCCGCCUAGCAAUGUGCAUAUACAUAUAUAUACAAUCAUAGAUACAUACAUACAUAAAUAUAUAUAUACAUCUCUAGUAUAUUAUGCAUGUGCAUGCGCCGCCAUUUGAUUGGGCUUUUCGGUCGAUUUCAGGCCAGAGCCGGAAUCUCAAACCACACACACACAUUCACACUCGCACGCACACUGCUCCAAAGGUAGAUGUAAUAAGUACACACACAAUUUUCAUACAUUUGACUUUAACAAAAAAGAUUUCGAAAAGUGGAAA